AACAGGAAGUGACAUCAGACAGGCAGGAUCACAUGUUCUGAUGUCGGGGUUGUUUUUUUAGAAACUAAAAUGAUCUCAGGUCGUUAACAAGUGACUCGUCUGUCAUGACUUGAGUUCUAGUGAUGAAUCCGUCCUUCAGAGCUCAGACUGAAUCUGAUCUUUGAUUUUUAAUCUUCAGUUCUGCUGAAAAAUCUGAAAAGAGCAAAGCCUUGAAUAUUCAACGUUGUAACGGACCGACCUCCCACUGACUGACAGAUGACCUGACAAACAACCUGAUGGAUCCUCGCGUCGUGAGGAACGACCUGACGGACGUUGUGAGAAACAACCUGACGGAUGUCGUGAGGAACGACCUGACGACGACCUGACAAAAUGACCUGACACAUGACCCAACAGACAACCUGACGAACGACCUGACGAACAACCUGACGGACGUUGUGAGGAACAACCUGACGGAUGACCCGACAGACGACCUGACGGACAACCUCACGGACACUGUGAGGAACGACCUGACGGACGACCUGAUGAACGACGUGACACAGCUCAGAUUCACCUGACACAAAUAUCAUUUCAUGAAUUUAACAUAAAAGACUUUAGAGGUUAAGUAGUGUGUGAGCCCAGAAACAGACUGUGUGAAGUUAUUCUAAAGGUCUCAGGUUGGUGACAUGUUCAGAUGUGUCUGACUGAAGUCUGCCUGACAACAGGUGACAGAAGCUGGAAAUGAAUCAGGGAAAUGAAACAGGGUGAGCAGCUGGUUUUGGUCUCAGUAAAAUGUCUCUGUAAAAACACACAGCAGGGGGCGCUGCAGCAUCAAUGACAAUGAUCCUUUUCUCCCAGGCAACAAUGAAACCUUGGCACACAGAUCUGUGAAUCAGCUCUAAUGUCUAAUAAAAUCCCGUCAUCAUAUAAAGAGGAUGAAGCGUUCCCAUCAGCUGAGUCAUGACUUUUCCAAUGAGUAAGAAAAUACAUGUGAUAAGUUUUGGUACUUUUACAUUAAGUUUGGUUUACAAUAUAACCGCGAUGGGAGCAGUAGAGGGCGCUACGACGACACCAAAACACACGAUGUUAAAGCAAGAAACAUUUUUCUCGUAGAGGGAAUCUCUUGCACUUCAGCCCUUCCACAAUUGGAGGUCAAUGCUUCUCAGAACAGGACAAUAUAGAUCAAAAUCACCCUGUGGAGAAAUCCACAAGAAAAGCACUGGAGCACUCAGAUCACUUGUGAUGAAUUAAUUAAUGACUAACGUUUCGACGGCAACUGCGUCUUCAUCAGAGUCAAACAGUACAGGUGCCAGGUAAGAAGGUUAAAUAUCCUCCAAGUCACAUAGAGACUCUUCUCAUUGGUUUACAGACAGUAGGAGAUAACCAAACACUUAGCCAGCAGUACUGUGACAGCACUCACACAGCUCGUCAGUACCAGAAUACACCACCAGUGCAGUAAAAACAAUCCCAUCCAAAUAUAUACAAUAUAUACAGUCUUAGCAUUGCAUUACAGGAAGCAAGAGAGGUUAAGCUCCUCAUUCAGUGGUUCAACUGUUUUGAGGGUGUAAAUCCACCAAGCCGGUGUUGUGGUUAGCACUCUCGCCUCACAGCAAGAGGGUUGCCAGUUCGAUCCUGGGUGUGGGAGCCCUUCUGUGUGGAGUUUGCAUGUUCUCCCUGUGUCAGCGUGGGUUUCCUCCAGGUGCUCUGACAUGUUCUCCCCGUGUCAGCGUGGGUUUCCUCCAGGUGCUCCGACAUGUUCUCCCUGUGUCAGCGUGGGUUUCCUCCAGGUGCUCCGACAUGUUCUCCCUGUGUCAGAGUGGGUUUCCUCCAGGUGCUCCGACAUGUUCUCCCCGUGUCAGAGUGGGUUUCCUCCAGGUGCUCUGACAUGUUCUCCCUGUGUCAGCGUGGGUUUCCUCCAGGUGCUCCGACAUGUUCUCCCUGUGUCAGAGUGGGUUUCCUCCAGGUGCUCUGACAUGUUCUCCCUGUGUCAGAGUGGGUUCUCUCCAGGUGCUCCGACAUGUUCUCCCUGUGUCAGCGUGGGUUUCCUCCAGGUGCUCCGACAUGUUCUCCCUGUGUCAGCGUGGGUUUCCUCCAGGUGCUCUGACAUGUUCUCCCCGUGUCAGAGUGGGUUUCCUCCAGGUGCUCUGACAUGUUCUCCCCGUGUCAGAGUGGGUUCUCUCCAGGUGCUCCGACAUGUUCUCCCCGUGUCAGAGUGGGUUUCCUCCAGGUGCUCAGACAUGUUCUCCCCGUGUCAGAGUGGGUUUCCUCCAGGUGCUCUGACAUGUUCUCCCUGUGUCAGAGUGGGUUCUCUCCAGGUGCUCCGACAUGUUCUCCCCGUGUCAGAGUGGGUUUCCUCCAGGUGCUCUGACAUGUUCUCCCCGUGUCAGCGUGGGUUUCCUCCAGGUGCUCUGACAUGUUCUCCCCGUGUCAGCGUGGGUUUCCUCCAGGUGCUCCAGCUUCCUCCCACAGUCCAAAGACAUGCAGGUUAAUUGGUGACUCUAAAUUGUCCGUAGGUGUGAAUGUGAGUGUGAAUGGUUGUCUGUCUCUAUGUGUCAGCCCUGUGAUAGUCUGGCGACCUGUCCAGGGUGAACCCUGCCUCUCACCCGAUGUUAGCUGGGAUAGGCUGCAGCCCCCCCGCAACCCUCAAGAGGAUGAAGCGGUUAGAAGAUGAAUGAAUGAAAGAUGAAUGAAAUCCACCAAGCCUCUCUUGUGAGCAGUUUUCUUACCAUGUCUGCCCCUCUCUGGGAUGGGGAGAUUUUCUCAAUGCCCCAAAAUUGCAGUGUUGCUGCAGAACCAUGGUUUGCCUUUACAUAGUGUCUUGCAAUGGCAUAGUCCAUAUUCUGAUUAUGGAUGGCAACUUUAUGUUCGGCAGUACGAGCUUUGAAGGGGCGUUUUGUCUGACCCACAUAAAUCAAUCCGCGUGGACAUUUCAAUAUGUAAAUUACAUGUGUGGUACUACAGUUUAUAAAUGAAUUGAUGUUGUAUUUUUUUGCCUGUGUGGAUGACAGAAUUGUUUGCUGUCAGAUGAGUUAGAGCAGUGAGAGCAGUGGCCACACCUGUAGAAGCCAGUAGGUGGAGCAGGCAACCAGGUAGAUCUGUGAGGUGCGCUCAGUCUGUCUUUAAGGGAUCUGGCUUUAUGGAAAGAGAUCAGAGGGGGCUGAGCACAUACUUGUGUUAGGGCUGGGUCACUUUGUAAAAUGUACCAGUGUUUCUUAAUCAUGUUUUUUUAUGUCCCCUGCGAUGGGGAGAAUUCUGUGGAGGAACAGAGGCGAGGUGUUGUGGAGGGCGCUGAGUCUUUUGGAGGAGGCGGGCUCUGUCCGUGCGUCUCGCCCGCUGAUAUGCUGCCCGUAUGUCAUGCUCCUUAUGGCCUUAUGGUCAUCUCAUCUGCUUUCAGUUCAGAUUCCUCGUCUGUGCUGCAGUUUCUUUUUAGACGGAGAAACUGUCCUGUUGGGAUGUUUUUGAUGAGUUGUUUUGGAUGGUGACAGUCAGCUCUGAGAAGUGUGUUCCUGCUUAAUGGUUUCCGGUAAAUAGUGCUGUCCAAACCCCCUCUCAUGUUUUUAUAGACUGUGAAGUCCAAAAAGUUCACUCUGUCAUUACACUGCUCCACUGUGACUCUCAGGUACUGUGUGGUGGAAUUAAUGUAGCCCACAAAAUCAAUUAGUUCGUCAGUAGUACCAGUCCAUAUAAAAAAGAUAUCAUCACUGUAUUUUUUCCACAGUGCGAUUAGUGCGAUUUGACAACCAUCUUUUUUAGGACGUUUUUCUUGUUUUUCUGUCCGCCGAAUUUAUCACUGAAACUUUCUCAUCCAGAAUCUGUGUUACAUUUCUUUAAUUAACUCAUUACUUCCGGUAAGUCUGGUAACAAAUGUUAAUUCAGUUCUUCCUGAAUGAAGUUCGGUGGACGACACAUGGCGGGACGGGAGCCGUUUCUCUGACCGUUCACACAAACUACACACUUUAAUUUAACUUUAAACACGCUGACGUCACUUUGUGUUUACAGCUUUACAAAUAGGAAGCAGGUCAGCUCAUGCUAACAGCUAACAGCUAACAGACAACACAGUUAAUCAGGAAGCAGACGGAGCUCUGG
Messenger RNA from Epinephelus fuscoguttatus (brown-marbled grouper), 4062 nucleotides. RefSeq lists its product as uncharacterized. The coding region runs from base 1686 to 2465 and encodes 259 amino acids. The transcript has 8 exons. Lineage: Eukaryota; Metazoa; Chordata; Actinopteri; Perciformes; Serranidae. The record is from RefSeq and is a predicted model, not a curated record.